Aspergillus calidoustus is the source of this 3267-nucleotide messenger RNA. NCBI's taxonomy places the organism in Eukaryota, Fungi, Ascomycota, Eurotiomycetes, Eurotiales, Aspergillaceae. The record is from the annotation of a GenBank genome assembly.
AUGGCAGGGGUCAGGCUCAGCCGCGCAAACACAGCACGACCCCGCCGUCAGCAGUCGCACUUUCCUGCUCUGAGCUCAAGUCACAGCUGGUUGCCCCCCAAGCCAACGAUGGAGCCGUUCACUGCCAUCGGUCUUAUCGGCAACAUCAUCACCUUUAUCGACGCCGGUUGCAAGUUGGUCUCGAAAGCCAAUGAGACCUAUAGGUCGGCCACUGGCGCGACUGCUGAGAAUGAGGCUCUGGGUGAGACGGGUGCCCGAUUCCUCGCGGCGGCUUCCUCCAUCGAAAAGAACCUGGCAGCCGUAAAUCUGAGACCGGAUGAAGUGGCUCUGAAGGAUCUGGCCGUGAAAUGCUGUGGCGUUUCCAAUGAGUUGGAGCAGUUGCUGCUGAAGCUAAAAGCGAAAAACGCCAAGUCAAAGCGGAGUGCCAUGUCUGCGACGCUUAGGAACCUGUGGAAGGACAAGGAGAAGGCCGAACUAGAAAAGAAGCUGAUCUCGUAUCGCAGCGAGCUAAUGCUGUUAUUAGCCACCACUGACAGGUUUGACUUUCAGGAGCGUCUUGACGAGUUAGUUCAGUAUGGCCAGUCGACCCAGGCAGAAAUGGUCUCGCUGCAAGACAACAUCAAGGCUCUUCAGACUGCUGUGCAGGCUGGGGUUAUCGGUCCGGACGCUCGACAACAGCUCGAGAAUUUUAUUACAGCGGUAGGUAAUGCAUCGAAGAAGGUGCGCGAGACAACCGUUCUCCAGGCGUUGCGAUUCGACAUGGUCAACGAGCGGUUUGAUGAAGUGGCCACAGCUCACGAAGAGACAUUCAAAUGGGUGUUUGAUACCAAGAGUAGCGACAUUGAGGACGAGCAGAAACGAAAUGCAAAAGAAAGAUUCACCUCAUGGCUCCGUGAUGGAAAUGGCAUCUUCCAUAUAUCUGGCAAGCCUGGUUCGGGCAAAUCGACUUUGAUGAAGUAUGUGUGCUGCAAUGAGACCACCAGAACACACUUGGAAGCAUGGGUUGGACCCGGAAAGUCUUUAGUUGUCGGCAAAUUCUUCUUUUGGAAACCCGGAACAACGCUUCAGAAGAAUAUUCGCGGAUUGAUUCGAAGUCUACUAUAUUCUGUCCUGUCAGAUUCUCCAGAUUUGAUCCCGCUCGCUUGCCCGCAACAGUGGGAUGCAGCUCAAAACCACACAAGUAUCAUAUUUGACACCGACAGUGAGAUCAAAGGUGUCUUCAACGAGAUGAUCUGUCAAGAUGCCGUCUACACAAAUCACAAGUUCGUGUUCUUCAUCGACGGACUCGACGAGUUUGACGGGAAUCACGGAGAGUUGAUCGGACAACUGAAAGAUUGGACGUCGCGGAGACCUAAUGAUGUCAAAAUCUGCGUCUCGAGCCGAGAGGAGAUGGUAUUUCAAGAGUCUUUCAGAGGCUACCCUAGUUUUCGACUGCAUGAAGUCACCUGGGAAGACAUACUUGGUCUUAUUCAUCACAGCCUCGCUUCGAUUGAGCUUUAUGCACAGAUCUGGGGCGAUGAAAAUACAAAGCUCAGAGAUUGGUUCGAACAUGAGAUUGCUGACAAGUCUGAUGGCGUGUUCCUAUGGGUCUCUCUCAUUCUCAAAGUGAUUGAAGACGGCCUCUUCAGUGGAGACCAACUCCGACAACUUGUAGUGAAGAUCAACUCACUGCCUACUGAGCUCGAGGACUUGUUUUCGCACCUUUUCAACUCCAUUCACAGAUCCGAUCGCAAGGAAGCAUAUGCUAUGUUCAAGUUAGCAACUGAAACAAAAACAUUGAAGGACUGGCCAUUAAUACGCUACUCUUUCAUUGAGGAUUAUUUGGAGAAUCCGGAGUUUGCGUAUGGCUAUAUUCAGCAGCUGAGUGGUGCUCUCCUUACAGACCGUCUGCAAAGAGCACGACGAAAGGUCUAUGGGAAGUGCAAAGGACUUCUGCAAAUACACUCUGUUGAACUGAACCUCGAUAAUAGCGACUCAAUUGAGUAUGACUCUGAUCAUAGUGACUCUAGUCAGUACCCAUCUGGAACACAUGACUUUGGUGAAGAAUCAUUCAACAAGAUAGACGCUGAAAGAGAAAGCCUAAGCUCAUUCCAACGCUGCGUGAAGUUCACACACCGCUCCGUUUUCGAGUUUUUGACGAGCAAGAAGAUCAAAGCAGAGAUUGAUACCUGCCUGGAUAAAUUCGACCUCUUGGAUUUACUAUGCCAGACUCUCCUUGCCCAUGUCAAAGCCGUACAAUUACCCGAUAUCUACUACGGCAGACGCGUGAUGUCUGAAAACUCAACCUUGGCUCACUGCAUUUAUAUCCUGACUACCCCCUUGCCUAAUCUGGAAUACGAUUUAUGUACUGUCUUCGAGACAUCUGUCUCACAUCCCAUCAGCCAUGACUCUCUCCAGCUCUGCGCGUUCAUAGACAAUGUACUUGUCUGUGUUCCGUCGAUUGAGGGGAUGUUCGGCAUCCGCGACCCGGUCGGCUUUUUUAGGGACCCCAUACAUGAAGGACUGGAGACAAUCACUGGUAGCACCACCGUCCGCGUUGUGCUCUUGGCUGCAUUCUACGGAGUCCAUGAAUAUGUGCUGCAAGAUGAGCCCAGAAUACGCUUGAUUAUGAAGCAAAAUUUCAAGCCGCAGCUUCUGGCUCCUUUAAUAGCCGAGACCGCAACCUCGUCGGAACAUAAUACUGCGCAGGGAUUAAUGAGGAUUCUUGAAUUCCACGAGAUCUCACCAAAUCUCCCAGCCUCUCCAGUCGACAUUUCAUCGUGGCACAAAGCUAUAUUUACCGUGCUGAUCCGUGGACGAUUCGGCUAUCUUCAUUUGGUACUUCCUCUCUUUGCAACCUGCCUCUUGCGAGGUGGGGAUCCAAGAUUUUACCUUCGCUUUGACACGCAGUAUGAGGGUGGAAAUACAGUCGAUGUUAACCUGUUUUGCGGCAAGGAGAGAAGACCCAUUGAAACCGCGGGUUUUAUCCUUUUCAUUUUGUUGACACCAGCAUUGAAAGACUUACUAGCUCAAGAAGGUCCUCAGAUAUCUCUGCGGUUUUUGUUCGGUAUUUGGUUUCCACAACACGCAAAGAUCCUCCAGGGGAUGAUAGACUGGAUUGAGGAGAGAGAUCCAGAAUUGAGCCCGGAGCAGCUGCAAGAGCUUCACGACACCUUUGAGCUCGUUACUCGGCCUCUACGCUUGGCUGAUCCGCAACAAAUUGACCUCAACAUUCAUCGGGUCAAACCAGCCAUUAUGAACAUAAGCUCCUGGUCUGGUAGUAGCUGA